CUCUCUCUCUCUCUCUCUCCCAUUUUCUCUCUUUCUCCCUCUCUCUUUCAAUCCACAAUAAUCCAAAAGAAAAAAAAGCCAAUUAGAAGGGAGGGUGAAAGGUAAAAAAAUAACUCAAAAGAGAAAGUGAAAUUUCUCAUUCAUAUGUAGAAGAAUUUAACCACAAAAAUAAAGAUUAAAGAAAAGGGAAAAUGGGGGCAUAUAGGGCAGAUGAAGAUUAUGAUUACUUAUUUAAGGUUGUGUUAAUAGGGGAUUCUGGUGUUGGAAAAUCAAACUUGCUUUCUCGUUUUACUAAAAAUGAAUUUAGCCAAGAAUCAAAGUCUACCAUUGGCGUUGAAUUUGCCACUCGUACCAUUCAUGUCGAUGACAAGAUUAUCAAAGCUCAGAUUUGGGAUACUGCUGGCCAAGAAAGGUACCGUGCCAUUACAAGUGCAUAUUAUCGAGGAGCAGUGGGUGCAUUACUGGUUUAUGAUAUUACUCGACAUGUAACAUUUGAAAAUGUAGCAAGAUGGCUCAAGGAGCUCAGAGAUCACACAGACCAAAACAUCGUCGUCAUGCUCGUCGGAAACAAGGCGGAUCUUCGCCAUCUUCGUGCUGUUCCCACGGGCGAAUCAAGUGGUUUUGCAGAAAGAGAGAAUACCUUUUUCAUGGAAACAUCUGCACUUGAGGCAUUGAAUGUAGAAAAUGCUUUCACAGAAGUGCUUACACAGAUUUAUCGAGUGGUCAGUCGAAAAGCUCUUGAUAUAGGAGAUGAUCCAACAUCUGUGCCCAGAGGACAAACUAUUAACAUUGGUAAAGAUGAUGUAUCUGCUGUUAAGAAAGGUGGAUGUUGUUCUGGUUAAACAAGGAUCGAUCCAGAGGCAAAUUCAGAUUCUAGAGUCUGAGCGUUCAGAAUGAGUAUGAUCUUAUUAUAUACCAACGUUCUAAACUUUCUUUUUCGUACAUACCAAAAACAAUGGAUUCAGUUGAAACUGCCCGCCUCUGGAUUGAUCAACUAAAUAGCUGAUGAUUUGACCAACUUGAAUUUAAUCAGGGAUGCAAGUAUAUACACAGCAAAUCCCAUUUUCAGCAAAUGUAAGUUAAUUAGCCAAAGGAACUAGUACAUUAUUUUGAGGGAAACGGGGAUUGAAGUACAUUAGCUAAAAAUUUACUUGUUUCAUAUUUUCAUGUGUAUUUGUAAAUCGAGGGAAUUUCAGCUAAGGAAACUUUCUUGUUGCCACAGAAUACUUGCAAUAGAGUGAAUGUUACAAAUAA
Messenger RNA from Nicotiana tabacum (common tobacco), 1254 nucleotides. Its product is annotated as ras-related protein RABA1f-like. NCBI's taxonomy places the organism in Eukaryota, Viridiplantae, Streptophyta, Magnoliopsida, Solanales, Solanaceae. Gene Ontology annotation, molecular function: GTPase activity; GTP binding. The record is from RefSeq and is a predicted model, not a curated record.